This is a messenger RNA of Pieris napi, 3292 nucleotides long. RefSeq names its product SID1 transmembrane family member 2-like (gene Sir-3). The coding region runs from base 834 to 3266 and encodes 810 amino acids. Gene Ontology annotation, cellular component: membrane. The transcript has 17 exons. NCBI's taxonomy places the organism in Eukaryota, Metazoa, Arthropoda, Insecta, Lepidoptera, Pieridae. The record is from RefSeq and is a predicted model, not a curated record.
UUUCCAGCUCUCUUUGCCUCACUUGCAACAAGUGGCGUAACUAUACCUCCUGGGGCCCGUGUAAAAUUCGUUUGAUGGGGCCCUAUCAGUGAAAAUCGUCACGUACUCAGUGUAAUUUUAAUAAACUUUUAGAUGUUCAGAGUACUCAAUUAUACGUUGUAUAUGUCCCACUAAUGGCCAUAGGACUCCUAUCUUAGGCGAGAGGGAAUGGUCUGUAGUCCCCACGCUAGCCCAAUGCGUAUUGGAGACUUCACAUUCAUCCACAGAACAUAAUAUCUCUUGGGCAGGGGCCCUUUUGGGUCGGGGGCUCGUUGCAUUUUGCCAGCCCUGCCACCCUAUUGUUACGCCACUGCCUGCAACUGUACUAACUAGCCAGCCACGCUUCCUCUUUCCUUGCUGAUUCCAAUCGAGCGUCUGCGUUUGACUCAUACACGAUAAUAUUUGAUAAAUAUUUUUAUCCAAAAACCUAUUUUAAACGUACGGAAAGAUAAGAAUUUUACAUUAAAUUUCUUAACUUGAAGGUUCUAGAUUAGAAUUUUAUGAGUGAAAUGAUUGUUUUAAUGAAAUUUAACCCAAACAAAACCCUUAAAAUAAAGAGAUUAGCUGGAUUUAUAUUACCUAAUUUGUGUGACCCAUUAACGUUUUUUAAAAUUAUCAGAUAAGUAUUGAUCGCUGGAAUUGUCUGCGGUAUCUGAUAAGUGUCCGGUUGGGUUGUUAUCGACGAGCGGUAUUCGCACUCAGUGCUAUUUGAUUUGUGUCACUACAAUUACUCAUAUAUAUCUCUCUUUAAGAAUAUGUUGUUUAAGGAUACUCUCGAAUAAAUUUAAGUGGUAAUGUAUUUAUUUGUGUUAGUGUGCAUCGGAUAUGCGCACGCGCAAAGCGUCACCGUAGUGCAGCUUAACCUCCCAUACGAUGAGAUCUACUCGCUGGAGCUUAAUAGUACAGUGGAGUACAUUUUAGACUUUACACCAAGCGCAGGUGUUAGUCGUGAUUCUCCACGUGUCGUAUGGGCGCGCGUCGAGGGCGUAGAUGGUUCGCGACCCGUGCUCGUUACUGCCCGGCAGCGCACAGGUGCUGAGACAUGGCAACUACCUUACGAGGUGAAUCGACGCAAAUUGUUUGAGCUGGAACGUACACUUUGUCCGGAUGACGCACAUCUAGACACGACAGUGACCGAGCAACGCAGCUCUUACUCGUUGCACGUGUCGACGUCUAGUUCUACGAGCGUAGCAUUUCACGUACGCGUAUCUAUAGCUCAGGCGUGGCGUCUCGACGCACCUACCGCGCUCUUUGCUACACAGUUUGCUCCCCGCGUUCUCUCAUACCAGUUCAAAGGCGAAGAGAAUCGCGUGCGGCUUGUCGUUUCUUCUGAAAGCGAGCUGUGUGCGACACUAUCCCUUCAGAACUAUUCGUGUCCUAUUGCGCAGACGAUAGACUCGACGGGAAUGACUGCUGAGCCGCGAUUAACAAUGAUGCUUUCAGGAGCUAUGUCGAUUGCGCGAUCGCAAUACCCCAACGGAUUUUACGUGGUGUUAGUGGUACAUGCGACAGAUGAGGCGUGUCUAAGCGAAGUGACCAUAGAAGCACGGGCUGAGAAAUUUUGGGAGGCUUCGCUGGCCGGAGAACUGCCAUCCUACUUGCUGCCUCACGCCCCAGACCCUAUCGAAAGACGGAAGGACUUUCUGGUCUCCAUACAGAGUGCACUCAGUCGACAGCAAUACGUAGUAGCGGCAACAGUCACGUUGGCAAUAUUCCUCUCAUUUUACGUGGCAUUCGGAGUUUUGGUGGUGGCCCAGCGCUGGUCACCAUUCGCGAAGCUAGUCGCUCCCCAAGCAGUGCUGGCGGACAACACUUCACGGUCUGGCAUAGAAGCUCAAAACGAGCAAACAUUGUCUGACCCAGCUGCAUCUCCCCAAGAAACGUCUCGACGACUCUCAACGAACACAUACGACCGAAAUGAUGAUAGCGACUCCGAAGAUGAUGAGCUUGCUACUACGGCAACGGCUGUGUCUGCUCCCGGCGCAGGCCCUGAUCCUGCUUCAGUUAAUGGAGCUGGAGUACAGGGUCCCUUCGGUUUACCGGCGAGAUUGCGCGUGGCAGCACUAGCACGUCAGCGCGAGCGCACGAUACGGGCGCGGUCUGACCGCUAUCUGUACACAUUGUACACUGUGGCCGUAUUCUACGCACUGCCUGUGAUCCAGUUCGUGAUCGCGUUUCAAGUUGUCAUGAACGUGUCCGGCUCGCUUGAUAUCUGCUACUAUAAUUUCCUUUGCGCACAUCCAGCUGGUGCUCUUGGCGAUUUCAACCACGUUUUCUCAAAUCUUGGUUAUUUAUUGCUCGGAGCGCUGUUUAUGCUGCAAGUACGACGUCGUAGGGCACGCCGUCGACGCCAGCCACGUGACCCGAAUUAUGGUAUACCGGCUCACUAUGGGCUUUUAUCGGCUCUGGGUGCGGGAAUGAUGGUGGUGGCGAUCCUCUCCGCCUCGUACCACGUCUGCCCCAAUCGCCUUAACUUCCAAUUUGACACGGCAUUCAUGUAUGUGCUAGCAGUUCUGAGCACGAUAAAGAUAUAUCAAGCAAGACAUCCUGAUAUCAACGCGAGGGCACAUGCAACUUUUGGAGUGUUGGCAGUCAUCAUUGCCUUUGUGGUCUGGGGAGUAUUGGGCGGCGGAAGAGUUUUCUGGGGCGUAUUCACGGUGCUACACGUCUUCACGUUUCUACUGCUCUCGCUACGAAUAUACUACGUGGGACAACUGCGCUUUGAAAAGCAGUCCCUGGCAGCGGCGGCAAGUGAACUUCGGAGUGGCGCCAGGCCUUUGUAUGGGGCCCGGCUCCUGCUGCUUCUCAUAGCAAAUGCUGUAAACUGGGCUUUCGCCAUAUAUGGACUAAUCCGACAGGGUAGUGAUUUUGCGUCCCACAUGCUGCAAGUACUUCUUGGGAACACGCUGUUGUACAUGAUUUGCUAUCUAGCUAUGAAGUUAGUGGUCGGAGAACGCGUACGUUGGUACGUAUGGGUGCUAUUAGCGGGCGCCACAGCCGCCUGGAUGCCGGCACUGUUCUUCUUCUUGUCUGGAAGUACCAAUUGGGCUGCCACACCGGCCGCUUCUAGACACAGCAACCACGAAUGCAAGGUACUAGAGUUCUACGACUAUCACGACUUGUGGCACCUUCUAUCAGCAGUGGCGCUUUACCUUUCUUUCAACACCAUGCUCACGUGGGAUGAUGGCUUAUCCGCUGUCAAGAGAACUGAGAUUGCAGUGUUUUGACACUUUAAUAAAAGGAAUAUUUUAAA